This is a messenger RNA of Quercus lobata, 2710 nucleotides long. It is a transcript of the gene ROPGEF14, whose product is annotated as RHO guanyl-nucleotide exchange factor 14. Gene Ontology annotation, molecular function: guanyl-nucleotide exchange factor activity. Lineage: Eukaryota; Viridiplantae; Streptophyta; Magnoliopsida; Fagales; Fagaceae. The record is from RefSeq and is a predicted model, not a curated record. The transcript has 9 exons. Bases 462 to 2150 code for a protein of 562 amino acids.
ACCUAGGCUUACUCUUAAUAAAUACACCCUUUAAUUUCUCUAUAGCACACUCUUCUUUCUUGUCUCACCAACCCCAUUGUGCUAUCUCAUCUUCCUCUUCAAUAGCCUUCACCACACUUCAUUCUAUUAACACCCAAAACACAUUCUCUCUCUCUCUGUCUCUCACAAACCUUAGCUUCUUCACUCUUUCUGUACUAUGUUGUACAACAUGCAAAUCCUAGUUUAAUUAUGGGGGAAAUGUUUAUUCUGAUUGAGAAUGCUCCAAUUGAAGCUGAAGUAGAAUGCUUUGCCUUUGCCUUUGCCUAGCUCCUCCUGACCAUUGUGCUUCCCUUCACUAAGGGCUGUGGAGCAGUGGGAUUGUCUGCUAAAUCAUAUACUAAAGUUUGGUGUUAUUUUUAUUUAUUUAUAUAUUUCCAUUCCAAAAGAAAGAGACAGAAAGAAUUGAAUAGAACUAAAGAUUUAUGAUGAUGAUGAGAAGAAGGCUCGCUUGCUGCACUCGUGACAGAGAUAUAAGCCUCGACUUUGACGAGCAAGAAAGAAUAAUGACAUAUAAUGGCCUUGAGAGUUGCAUUAUCAACAAUCAAUCUUAUGAAAACGAAAGCAGAACAAGCAGAGGGGAUGGAUGUCCAACUGACUCCUUGGACGAUGAUGACUCAAGCUGUUCUUCCAGCAAAGAUGCUUUCGGAUCAUUUUCUUCAAAAUGGUUGACAAUGAAGAGGGAUGAACAUGGUUUGGAUGAAUGGGAGCUCUCAGAAAGCCCCCAACAUUUUUAUGUCAAAGACAAACCUACUUAUCCCCUUCAAUUUUCAGAUGUGGAAGCAAUGAAAGAAAAAUUUGCAAAGCUGUUAUUGGGUGAAGAUAUUACUGGAGGAUGCAAGGGCCUUGGCACUGCUUUAGCAUUGUCUAAUGCCAUCACAAACCUAGCAGCGACAGUUUUUGGAGAGUUGUGGAAGUUGGAACCGCUUACUGAAGAAAGGAAAAGCAAAUGGCGAAGAGAAAUGGACUGGUUACUUUCCCCCACCAACUAUAUGGUUGAGUUGGUUCCUGCUAAGCAAAAUGGUGCCAAUGGCCGGACCUUGGAGAUAAUGACACCAAAAGCCCGUGCUGACAUCCACAUGAAUCUUCCAGCCCUUCAAAAGUUGGACUCUAUGCUUAUUGAGAUGCUGGAUUCAAUGGUGAAUACUGAGUUUUGGUAUGCAGAAGGAGGUAGCCGAGCAGAAGGAAGGAACAACAGUGCACGUCAAAGCAAGAGAUGGUGGCUUCCCUCACCUCAAGUACCAACAAAAGGUCUCUCUGACAGUGAAAGGAAGAAGCUGCUUCAUCAGGGUAGAGUGGUACAUCAAGUAUUCAAGGCUGCUAAAUCCAUCAAUGAAAAUAUUCUGCUUGAAAUGCCUGUGCCAAGCGUUAUCAAGGACGCUCUUCCCAAGUCUGGGAAAGCAAGCCUUGGUGAGGAACUCUGCAAAGUCUUGUCUGCAGAAUCAAGCUCAGCUGAGGAGAUGCUCAAUUCCCUCAAUUUGAAAUCUGAACACAGUGCUCUUGAGUCCAUUAACAAGUUGGAAGCUGCUGUAUUUGCAUGGAAAGAGAAAAUUACAGAAAAAGCUAGUGGCAAAUCUCCAGUUCGAACAUCAUGGUCCUUCAUAAAGGAUUCAAUGUCUGAGAUGGACAAGAUGGAGUUGUUGUUGGACAGAGCAGAAUUCCUUCUACAUCAGCUUAAGACCAGAUAUCCAAACCUUCCUCAUACAUUUCUUGAUGUUACAAAAAUUCAAUAUGGCAAGGAUAUUGGGCAUUCAAUUCUGGAAGCGUAUUCCCGUGUUCUUGGAAACUUGGCCUAUAGCAUACUAUGUAGGAUGCAAGAUAUUUUGCAGGAAGAUGCUUUGAGCAAUCCAAAUUCACCUGUGGAUACGCAUUGUUUCCCCAGUAUAAAUCUCUGUGAAACUUCAGCUGUUGGUCUACAUGUAAAGCUCUCGCUGACUGAUGAGAUGAACAAGUUAUCUGUACAUUGCCACUCCAAUUCAAGUGGUACUUCUGAUUUGGAAUUUUCAUAUAGUGAUGCCAAAACAAGUUCUGUGGCUGCAACACCUAGUCGGAGUAGCGUCUGGUGCAUCAGCAGAGAGGCUUGUAUGAGUGUCUCCCCAAAAAAUUCUCCUUGAUAAAAAAGUUGCAACAUAUAUCGGUCAGCUGCAUCAAGGCCUUGAACUCUGCCGCAAAUCAAUCCAUGGCAUUGCAAAGGGCCUGGAGCUACAAAUAGGAGGAUAGAAACUAAUUUCACUGUGGCAAAAUGGUAUACGGACAAAGCAAUUAAAUAUUGGGAACUAAGUAACGAACCCCAUUUGUUCUAAGGACCAAAAAUAAUAGGAACGGUAUUCUUGCCAUUGAGCCAAGUAAACUGGGCUUGCUUGGUCGUAAAGGGUGUUAGAAAUGCUACAAAUACAACAUUUUUCAAAACAUUUUUCACUGUUGCUGAAAUGAUUGACUGCCAAUGGUGGCAAAAAUGUGAUGAAUCCAUGUAAAAAGUUGAAUCCACAACUCGACUACUCCACCAAAUAUAUGAUAUCUAAUUGUUGUGAAAAAGGUUGUGUUUGUGGCAUUUACGUAUAUAAAACAGAGCUGCAUGGUUAUAAUAGUUUUUCUAUUACCAUACAACUUUUGUCACUGCUUGAAGACAAAGGGCGACUGUGAUAAACUUGUGCUCAUAAACUUUCUUAUGCUC